Molecule: messenger RNA, 2457 nt
Organism: Paralichthys olivaceus (Japanese flounder)
Lineage: Eukaryota; Metazoa; Chordata; Actinopteri; Pleuronectiformes; Paralichthyidae
Source: RefSeq, a predicted model, not a curated record
UCAGGUUCCUGUUUCGUAGAGUGGUUCACAACCUAUGUCCACAACGUGGUCACAGGAGAAUAUCCAAUCAUCAGAGACCAGAUCUUCAGGUACGUGCACGAUAAAAGUUGCGUGGCGACCACCGGAGACAUCACCGUCUCUGUUUCUACCUCCUUCCUGCCGGAACUUUCCUCCGUCCACCCGCCGCACUUCUUCUUCACCUACCGCAUCAGGAUCGAGAUGUCAACCGGUGCUUCGCCCGAAGCCGCCUGUCAGCUCGACAGCCGCUACUGGAAAAUCACUACCUCCGACGGCAACGUGGAAGAAGUUCAGGGACCCGGCGUGGUCGGAGAGUUUCCCGUCAUGACGCCUGGUAAGGUCCAUGAAUACGCCAGCUGCACCACGUUCUCCACGCCGUCAGAGUACAUGGAGGGUCACUACACCUUCCACAGACUCGCCAAUAAGGAAGAGGUUUUCCACGUGGCGAUCCCUCGCUUCCACAUGGUCUGCCCCCCCUUCAGGGAGCCUGUGGUACGAACGCACAAACCGUCAACCAGCUUCACACCUCGCCUCGACGACCACGACCCUGACGACGAGUACUGCGACGGAGACGGCGACGACUUCGGUGACCUGAGAGGAAUCAACAUGGCUGCGCUGGAGGGGGCGUGGUGUCCCCGACACAUCUGACCUCUGACCCCUCCCUCGCCGCAGCGUGAUGAACUUUAUUCAGGCCUGGUUGGUGACUGACUCGGUUCCGUGUGCGGAGCGGCGGUCGGACGCUGAGGUGCAGUUUCCUUCUUUUCUUACAACUUUCUCUUUGUGAUCAGAAACUGUCGGACGAGAAGGAUGACACGAUGAUGUCAUCGUCUUCUCCUCCACAUUAAGGACGUCGUCGAUCAAUCAGCUGACUUCCUGUUCAGAGGUCGAACUUUGUUGUGGACCGAGGCACCAAUCAGGAGCGAGUGGGAGCUUGUUGUUUUUGAUUUUCCUCCGUAGAAAGAUUUGGUUCUUCGUAGUUUGAAUCUUUUCCACUGCAGGAACCCACCUCUGAUCCUCUGCUGCCUCAUCAUUGAUUCUUUUCAUUGUUGAUCCAUCGAUCGGUUUCUCGCUCUGAUUUAAACAUUUGAACAAAAACCAACAGAUUCACUUUGCGACUCUGAUCAGUCAUUGAUCAGUCAGUGUAAGAGCGCCCUCUGCAGGACCACAGGGCAAACUACUCACAGCACAAGAUGGAGGCUUCAUCCACACUGACAGAAACUGAGACUUUAUGAAACGAUGACGCCCGCGGUCUCUUCUGAUUGGUUCUCAUCAGUCACAUGACUCCACUACCAGCUGUGAACACGAAGCGUCGCUAACACUUCCUGUCAGGAACAGUUCCACCGCGUCGUCGCGUGUUUACAUCACAUGACCAGGGGACGUGAACGGUCACGUGACGUGUGUUUAGUUUGAAAAUGAAAGUUAAACAAACACGUCGUCAUCAUGUGCUCGGUUUGUUUUACAGUCAAAUCUCUUGAAUCAGUUUCUGAUCAAGAAUCACCGUCGUUCUUCUUCUCUUUGCUUGUUUCUCGUCGUUGACGUUAACAGUUUGAUAUAAGCUCAUUUGUUUACCUCAUGUCUCUGCACAUUAAACCGUCAAUGUUACGUCUUAUUUUGAAAGGUUGUCACAUUAGCUUCCUGCAGUGGAAACAUAAUAAGUGUGUCUUGUUUCCUCGUGUGUUUUCUUUAAAUUGUGUGGGGAACAAACUGGGCUUUUAUUUUGGAGGAUGCUGCGUCAUGCUUUUGUUCUCGGGGUGUUCUUCCCUCCUCGUGAGGAGGCGGCGGCGUUGUCACGCUCUGAUGUGAUUGGUGGGUUUGUUUUUGUAUGUUUUGGUUAAAUAAAAAAGAAACUGACAACUUUACCUGUUACGUGAUCCUGAGCUUCAUCCACUGGAGUUUAACAGAAGAAGAGACGCUGCGUUCACGUGCUCCUGAGUCGUUGGGACUCGUUCACAUGCUUCAGACACGGAUGCUUUAAACGUCACGCUGAGCUGGUUCCUGUCUUUGUUUCCCUUCACAAUAAAAGCUGACAUUUAUUCUUCAUUCCGUGAAACUCACCGACAUCAACACGUUUCUUCAUGUAACAGCAGUUUUUAUUCAAAUCUUCACAACGUGAACAACACUCAACUUUACAACAAAUAAAAACUAAAGGUUUGUUUCGUCAUGCUUUUAUGAAAAUGUAAAAAAAAUUAAAAUGUUUUUUAAAAAUGGUGUAUUUGUUAAAAGACAAAUGUGACUCGGUUCAACAGAAGCAGAUUGACUCCAGGAGAAAACGACCAAUCAGAGGAGGCUGCGUUUGACUGACAGGCGUCUAACAGGUAACCCCUCUUGGCCCAACCUGUCCCAGGAUUCAUUGCACCACUAAACGUGAGGUCACAGCGCUGGCGAGAGACGAGUCGUCUGAAACUUCAGUUUCACGCUUCAACCGAACAUGUUAAAAAA